Drosophila sechellia is the source of this 3761-nucleotide messenger RNA. RefSeq lists its product as uncharacterized. Bases 265 to 3642 code for a protein of 1125 amino acids. Gene Ontology annotation, biological process: long-chain fatty acid metabolic process; fatty-acyl-CoA biosynthetic process. NCBI's taxonomy places the organism in Eukaryota, Metazoa, Arthropoda, Insecta, Diptera, Drosophilidae. The record is from RefSeq and is a predicted model, not a curated record. Gene Ontology annotation, molecular function: long-chain fatty acid-CoA ligase activity. The transcript is spliced from 7 exons.
AAAUGUUGGGGGUCUAUCGCCAAUUACACGACGAGAAACUACUGUUUUGUUAUGGAGAUUGCUGCACUUGCUCGACUACUUUGAUCUCAUGUGCUGCUGUAAUCGCGUGUCGGUGUAAUCAGUAUAAACCUACCCAUACGCCCCGAAAGUUAUCUAAACCGAAUAGAUCGCUCGACGCUAUAAAAAGAGAACAGACACUGCUGUUUGAACUCAGUCCAGAAUUUACACCUAAUACAGACGGCACACGGAUUGGAACUACUCAGAAUGCCGUACAGGCCAGCAAGCUAUUACGAUGCUGAUCGCAAGAUCUGGAGCGGAGACCAAUUGGAAUGCUACUUUGACCCACAUCUGUCCAUCGGAGAGAUUAUAUUCAACGAGAUGCGGAGGCAUCCACAGCUCAUCGCUCAGAUCUCGGCCACGGAGAACACGAUAUUGACCAGGGCGGAACUCCAGGCCAAUGCAAUGCACAUUGCCAGCUAUAUGCGAUCUUUGGGCCUCCUUCAAAUGGAUAUAGUGGGCAUUAUAGCGAGGAAUACCACCCACAUUUCAGCAGUGGCCUAUGCCUGCUUCUUCAACGGCAUUGCCUUUCACUCGCUUAACAUCUCAUAUGAACAAAGUACAAUCGAAAAGCUAUUUAGCAUCACCAAGCCAAAUAUCAUUUUUUGUGAUGGCGAUGAGUUUGAAAAGGUCCGAUCUGCCACGGCACAACUGAAUGUAAAGAUAAUCACCAUGCGUAAUCAUCCGUCGGGUUCUAUAAGGAUCGAUGAAGUCCUGGCAACUCCCAUUGAAAAAAACUUCCAGCCAGUACGACUGGAACGGGGCAACGACCAGACUCUGGCCAUUCUCUGUUCCUCAGGCACAACGGGCAUUCCAAAGGCAGUAACAAUAACCAACAGCCGACAGAUCUUUAAUUCCAGCCAUUCCUUAACCACCAACGAUGUUCAGUACAGCCAUAGUACUCUCGACUGGAUUACGGGUCUGCUUACCACUGUAACAUCCGGGGUAUUCAGCACCAAACGUAUUAUAGCAGAUAAUAUCUUCGAUCCGGAAUUUUUCAUGCGACUCGUAGAAGAGCAUCAGAUCACGUGGAUAAUUCAAGCUCCUUCCCACAUGGCUAUGAUGGUCAACUCUCCCUCGUUCUCCACCGCCGACCUGUCGAGCUUGAGGUACUACCUUUUUGGGGGGUCACGGUCUUCGGUAGAGACACAGCAUCGGAUCAGGAGUCGCCUGAGCAAGGAUUGUCUACACUUUGCGUACGGCUUUACAGAACUGGGCAGCAUGGCCGCCUUGAACUUGCACUUCGAUGAGAAGCCGAACUCGGUGGGUCGUUUGGUGGCGGGACUUAAGCUUAAAGUGAUUUGUGAAAUGGGUGAAUCCCUUGAGCCCGAUGAGGUGGGUGAGCUGUGCCUCUGGAAUGGUCAAUACUGGGCCGGAUACUAUGGCAAUCCGGAGGAAACACACAAGAUGAGAGACCACCAUAACUGGUUCCACACAGGGGACCUGGGAUACGUGGAUGACGAUGGCUUCAUAUACAUUGUGGAGCGCAAGAAGGACAUGCUUAAGUUCCAGAACAUCAUGUACUAUCCCAACGAAAUCGAGAGAGUCAUCUCAAAGAUGCCAGACGUCGUCGAAGUCUGUGUAUUCGGGGUGUGGAAUGAGAUCAACGGUGAUGAGGCCACCGCGGCUGUGGUCAAGAAGCGGGGGAGUACUCUCACGGCCCAGGACAUUGUGGACUAUGUAGCCACCCAUAUCGAUGCCAAGUACAAGCAGUUGAACGGAGGUGCCAUCAUCGUGGAGGAUCUGGUGCGCAGUCCCAAUGGCAAAACCAACCGCAUGGCAAACAAAGCAUUUUUCUUGGAGGCCAAAAGUUCAGCAAAAUAUUGGAAGCCACGGACGGCAAAUGCCCGGAACUUGUCGGUCGGUCGCCAGUUGCUGGAGAACCGUUAUUCGAUCCGGACCCGGAUUCACGCCCGGACAAAAAACCGUUUGUUGAUACCCGGGCUAGGCUUAUCAGUCACCGCAAUGGAUCGCUCGACCACGCAAUUCGAUAAAUACACCAAAAUUUGGAGUGGACCAAGGCCAGCCAGUUUCUUCGAUGUGGACUGUUCGAUUGGUAAAAUUAUUUUUGCCUUUAUGCGGAAUCAUCCGAACAGCAUAUGUCAGAUUUCCGAUACGGAAGGCACAGCCCUAACCAAUGGCGAAGCUAUCACCUUUGCCAUUCGCAUUGCCCAGCAACUGAAGGCUAUGGGUCUGAAACAGGAUGAUGUGGUGGGCAUCAUGGGGACCAACACUACCUACCUCAUGCCAGUGGUAUUGGGAUGUCUGCUGAAUGGAACACCCUUCCAUGCGGUUAGUCCCUGGCAAGACGAGGGUACCAUAAAGCAUCUGUUCUCCAUCACCAGGCCAAAGCUAAUCUUCUGCGACGGAAAAUGCUUCCAGCGACUGAGCAUCAUAGCCAGGAUACUUAAGAGCCAUGUCUACACGCUCAAGGAUCAUCGACUGGGCAUGCCGCGAGUCGAGGAUUUGCUGGAGCCAACUAGAGCUGAGCUGUACUAUGUACCCGAAACACUUCUACUGGGAGGUGAUCAUACAGUCGCUAUUCUCUGCACUUCGGGAACUACUGGUCCUCCAAAGGCCGUUUGCAUAAGCAACUCAGCGUGCCUCUUUGAUUUCGGCUUUGUUACUGGCCAGGAUGUGCUGCUCUCCUUCAGCACCAUCGACUGGUCGGCGGGUAUGUUCAACAUGCUCUUCAGUUGCUGCCAUGGCUCUACGCGGAUAAUCACGGAUCGGCCAUAUACGCCGGAGUAUAUGAUCCAGUUGGUGGAGAAGUACAAGGUGACCUUGUUGACAGUGGUGCCGCAGCAGGUGGCCUCCCUGUUGAAGACGCCCACCCUCAAUAAGCAGCGCCUAGCCAGCAUACGUUUCGUCAGCGUUGGCGGUGGCUCCUGCUAUGUGGCCAAUCUUCUGAAGCUGCAGGAGUUCCUGAGCACCGGGCAGAUAUCCUACGGCUAUGCAUUGACCGAGUGCGGAGGUGUGGCGGCAAAUAUGGGCGUGGCGAAGCCAUCAUCGGUGGGCAGGAUUGUGCCCGGAGUGAGGGUUAAGAUCUUGGACGAAGCCGGCCGAAGUCUGGGACACGGUGAGACGGGUGAGAUCCUGGUGCACAAUGGCAAGGUCUGGAAUGGCUAUUAUGCCAAUCCCAAUGAAUCGAAGCGAAUGCAGGACUACCAGGGCUGGUUCCACACUGGAGAUAUGGGCUACUUCGACAACGAAAACUACCUGCAUAUCGUGGAGCGAAAGGAGGAUCUUCUGCGCUUCCAUGGCGCCCAGUAUUGCCCCCAAGAAAUUGAGCAGGUCAUCGCUGAGCUGCCGGACGUGAUCGAGGCCUGUGUCUUUGGCCUGUGGAACGAGGUGGAUGGUGAUCCUGCGGCGGCGGCUGUCGUCAAAGUACCUGGCAGUCGUCUCACCGAAAUGGAUAUCGUGGAAUAUGUGGCCAAGCGCCUGGUGGUCGACCACAAGCAGCUUCACUGCGGCGUCUUCUUUCUGCCCGAGCUGCCAAAAACUGGAAGCGGCAAGGUUCUACGUCAACAGGCACGCGAUCAGGCACUGGGUAAAAAAUGGGUCGAUCACGGCAACGGCCACUAAUCUUUUCAUAGACAUAAUUCUGUUAGGCUUAAAAACAAUUAGUUAUUACCAACGGGUGACUCAUCCAGUCAAGACAUCAAGAACUGCCGAAAAAAAAUAAAACACGCACACAAACAUAA